This is a messenger RNA of Homarus americanus (American lobster), 1320 nucleotides long. Its product is annotated as ras-specific guanine nucleotide-releasing factor 1-like. The record is from RefSeq and is a predicted model, not a curated record. Gene Ontology annotation, biological process: positive regulation of GTPase activity; Ras protein signal transduction. Gene Ontology annotation, molecular function: guanyl-nucleotide exchange factor activity. The transcript has 9 exons. Lineage: Eukaryota; Metazoa; Arthropoda; Malacostraca; Decapoda; Nephropidae. The annotation marks the transcript as partial. Gene Ontology annotation, cellular component: plasma membrane.
GGAUGGAGUAAGUUCGAGGCAGCUACUUCGGGUUCAGAGGCUGAGGACGAGCAAGACAUCUUGGGUACGGGAGUAAGGCCCCGCUCUACUAACAGAUCUCACAGCGCUGCCACCACUUCUGGGUUCCUCUUGGUGGGCCAUCGUACCAAGGGUGGCAAAAGACCCAGCUGUGAGAGUGACGCGGCCCUCACUGCUCUGGGUCUAGGGGGUCUGGCUUCUCCCCGCUCUAGCGUCCAUACCGCUACCCCGAGGUCAUCCUUCCAGGUACCAGACUCCCCCUCACACUCAGUGCCGCGGGUUGGUGUGGUUAUCACCUCCUCCAGACAGUCUCAGCGCAGGAGCAGUAGUGCAUCUGCAGCAGCUGCCUUUGCUGUGGCCACGGCAGGCUCGAGCAACCCCAGGGAUAUCCCUAAGACGCCUCCCCUGGGCCGCUUCUCCGUGGGUGGGGAGGGGCGCCGCUCCUCUUUCAGGGAACGACCUCGUCAGGAGUCCAUCAUAUGCACCGCCGCCACCAUGCGAGUCCUCAAUGUGUUGCGCCACUGGGUAUCUAAACAUUCUCAGGACUUCGACUGUGACCCGCGGUUAAGGAACAUGACAAUAGAGUUCCUGGAGGACAUGGUAUGCUGUGCCACGCUACUGCCAGCCGAGCACAAGGCGGCGUCACAGCUGCUGCGGCUCCUCACCAAGGAAGAACCUCCCAACCCACAGGUGGAGCUGGCUACCCUCCUCGCUCCCUCCUCUACCCCAAGUAAGGAGAGCAUCGAGACACUAUCGGCUCUUGAAGUUGCAGAACAAAUGACAUACGUUGACCAUCAGAUUUUUGUGGCUAUUAGAAGCGAGGAGUUCCUCAAGACCGCCUGGAUGAAACCUGACAAGCAAAUUAAAGCCCCCAAUAUUCUCCUCAUCACCCGUCGCUUUAACGAGGUGUCACGCUUGGUGGCCUCUGAAGUGAUCCGCGGCGCUACUCUCGCUUCCCGCACCGCUGUCAUCGAGAAGUGGGUCGCCGUCGCUGAUAUCUGUCGCUGCCUCCACAAUUUCAAUGGCGUACUCCAGGUGUGCGCUGCCUUCCAGAAUUCAUCUGUAUUUCGCUUGAAGAAAACAUGGGAGAAAGUCUCAAAGACGACACGUCAGACCCUGGAGAAGCUGCAAGCGCUGGUGUCAUCGGAUGGAAGGUUCCGUAGCCUGCGUGACGCCCUCCACCGCUGUGACCCGCCCUGCAUCCCUUACCUGGGCAUAUACCUUACCGACCUUUCCUUCAUCGAGGAAGGCACACCCAAUUUUACAGAUGAGGGCCUUCUUAACUUCUCUAAGAUGAGGAUG